Molecule: messenger RNA, 3197 nt
Organism: Lethenteron reissneri (Far Eastern brook lamprey)
Lineage: Eukaryota; Metazoa; Chordata; Hyperoartia; Petromyzontiformes; Petromyzontidae
Source: RefSeq, a predicted model, not a curated record
GUGCAGUGACACAAUGUAUGAGGACAUCGACAAUGAGUCCUUUCCAUCGCCCAGCGGGAUAAGUCGGAUGCCGCCGCCCGACGACGGUGAUAGAGUCGACGUUGACUGUGAUGGCAGCGACGAGGAGGCGGAGGCGGCGUGGCUUGAGGCAGCCCGUUCACGGAUCAGGGUUAAACUCAGAUCUUACGAGAACCAAAUGCCACCGGAGAUGCUGACCUCUCGAAGUGAAGAACCGAGCCUGACUGAGCGCGACGGCGUCAUCACGGCGAUGGCGGGCUGCGCCGUCACCGCAGUGACGCCAGAUUUCUCCGGCGACGCCUACUCGUUCGACGCUUCAUCAGGCGGCACCUUCCACUGCAAAGCCACCGAUCUCAUCUUUGAGGUGGGCGCAGCCGGGCGGCUUCGCUACGGCUGGAGGGAGUGGCCUGCCGAGCUGUUCCAAGAGCAGUUCGUCCCCAUCAGCUCCACGUUUGACAUCAACUGGGAUGGCUGCGACGGCGGCCUUCGUGCCCUAAUGAUCCCGCACUACCUCGACCUGAAGCGCUGUAAACAUACGUCCACUAUAAAAGUCCUCCACACGAGGGACGGCAACAUCGACGUGAGAGACCCGCAGUGCGUUUCGGAGACGCACGUGAGGGUCCUCACGUCGUCGCUGUCGAUCUUCACGGCGGUGCUCCGGUGGAUCCCCGGGCUCGUGUACCACGUGCACGCGGCCGUGCUCGUUUUCAAGGUUCCCGGCUCGCUCACGAAGCUACAGCUGCACGUGGUCCCCUACGCUGACGCCAACAUCGAACGCCUGAAAAGGAAGCUGCUGCAAGAACGCUACGAGUAUUACAACAUUCCUCCCAAGUCGGACAACACGCUGGUGGUGGCCAAACGUUACGCGCUGAGCUGCGACUUCACCACGAAAUUGAUACAGCCGCAGGAACUGACGAUGGAGAACCCGCCGAGCGACAACAACUUCUUUCACGUCUCGUUCGACGGCGCCUUCCAGGAGGUCUUCCUCGCCCUGACGAAGAGGGGCAAGCAGGAGAAAUACGUCUGGACGAGAAUGGUCCAAUGGCGAGACAAGGAGACAGCUCCCCAAGCCCCCGAAGCUGCAAAGAGUCGAUGCGUCAGCCCCCAGAGUCCGGAGCAGCUCUUUGACAAGAUCAGAUCGGAGUUACCCACGUUGGUGGGAGCUCUGCAAGGCAACUUGACGCCCCUGCUCAUUGAAUUUGAUGCAAAAAAGACAUUGACGCCGCCGGAGAUAUCGCAAAUCCGAGCGGUGUCCUUCGCAAACGGCGGAUUCGAGGCCGCCAGCCAGCUGGUGACGCGCAUCCUGGAGAAGCACGCGGGCAUCUCGGUGCCCGUGUGGGAGGCGCUGUGGCAGACCCGCGACACCUACAAGAAGCUCCGCGGCCUCCUGAGCGACGUCUUCCCCGACAGGGAUCCGUGAAAUCCGCACACCACCACCACCAUGGAGAGACGGAGGCCUCUCAGGAGCGUUUGGGCACCCGUCCACGCUUUGAAAGGAAAAAAGGGCACAUUAAGCAAAGCAUUGAAAGAAAAAAAUACUCAAUGAUGAACGAAGCAAAGUGCCGACUACACCGAGCAUCUUCUUGUUUCCUCUGAUCGUAAACAAAAACGGACACGUGUUCUCGAAGAUACUCGGGGCCCGUCCAUAAAUGAUGUCACACACCUAGGGGGGGAGGGGGGGUCAGACAUUUGUGACGAUGUGUGACGAGGGGGGGAGGGGAGGGGGUUGAGAAAUGUGACGUCACGUAAAAAUGCGCAACUUUGAAUAAAUUUAAACGAUAGAAUUGUCAUAACAACACUGAUUUUGAUUAAUUUUCAUUAUUAACUGUUUGAUUAUUUUAAUUAACUAAGGUCACCUUUUAUUUAUUCCAUGAAGGAGCAUUUUGCUUCUCCAUGGGAGAAUGGAGAAGCAUGAAUUUUGUAAAUUUUGUGAAUGAUUGUUUUUAAACAUUUUGAUUCUAAUGAUUCUACCAGGGCUUUUUAUUCUGCGAAAUGAAUAUGUGAUUGUUAUAAUUGUACUCUCCAUUUGCCUUCGUUCGACUACUAGGUUUCAAGUACUUUUUAUAGUUAUAAUUAUUUUUAAUAUAUUCGUUACGAGCAUCAUCACUCUACACUGCACUAUACACUAUGCACUACACUGUACAGGAUAAGAGCCGCUGACUUAAGGGCACCGAUGAGACAAAGCCAUAGCCAAGAGGCUUCCUCUGGCACACAGGCCAAUCAUUUGUAACUCUAUGGUGGCUAGGAGAUGUUAACUUCCUCGCCUGGUAUACAGGAUGCCAUGGGUUCCAUCCCAGACCCUCGCAUCCACGGUGGCUAGGAGAUGUUGACUACCUCGCCUGGUACACAGGAUGCCAUGGGUUCAAUCCCAGACCCUCACAUCCACGGUGGCUAGGAGAUGUUAACUACCUCGUCUGGUACACAGGAUGCCAUGGAUUCGAUCCCAGACCCUCACAUCCACGGUGGCAAGGAGAUGUUAACUACCUCGCCUGGUAUGCAGGAGGUUGUGGGUUGGAAUCCGACCCUGACGCCCCCGGUGGCUAGGCGAUGUUAACUACCUCGCCUGGUAUGCAGGAGGUUGUGGGUUCAAUCCCAGACCCGAACUCCAAAUGUUGACUGCCUCGCCUGGUAUACAGGAGGUCAUGGGUUCGAUCUUGGACCAUGAUGCCCACAGUGGCUAGGAGAUGUUGACUACCUCGCCUGGAACGCAGGAGGUCGUGGGUUCGAUUGCGGACCCUGACGUGUGGUAGUGGACGUAGUGUGCCGGGGCUGGGUGGAUGUUUUUUUUAAUAACUUUUAACGAGCGACCGAUCAUCGCCAAUUGAAUCGCCGCGCUUCCGUCAAACGUCUAGUGUCUGGCGUCGCGCGGGAGAUUCGAAUCUGGGACCCCGCCAAUUGUCACCCCUCCUUCAACCCCCCGGGAGAGUGAGCGCGUGUGUGUGUGUAUGUACACGCAUAUGUGUGUGUAUGUACACCCGUGUGCAUGUAAAUCGGUGGGGAGCGGUUAGUGCUUCGCUGCGCGACCCGGGAUCGAUUCCCAUGUAGUAAACAUCGCCACUGGGGAGACAAAGGCGGCCGGGCGUGGUGGCGCUGGCCACCUACUCCCUCGUGUGCCGUGCCGGCCUUCAUAGCUGCUGCUCGCUAAGAGCACUUGCCCCUACAGUCUGUUAGAGGCUACA